Messenger RNA from Neopelma chrysocephalum (saffron-crested tyrant-manakin), 564 nucleotides. Its product is annotated as zinc finger protein 239-like. The transcript has a single exon. The annotation marks the transcript as partial. Gene Ontology annotation, molecular function: RNA polymerase II cis-regulatory region sequence-specific DNA binding; DNA-binding transcription factor activity, RNA polymerase II-specific. Gene Ontology annotation, biological process: regulation of transcription by RNA polymerase II. Lineage: Eukaryota; Metazoa; Chordata; Aves; Passeriformes; Pipridae. The record is from RefSeq and is a predicted model, not a curated record.
GUCCCUGAGCAGCCUCCCAGCAGGGAGAAGCCCUUCAAGUGCUUGGAAUGUGGGAAGAGCUUCAGGAAGAGCUCCCACCUCUUCACCCACCAGCACAUCCACACUGGGGAACGUCCCUACCCAUGUAGGGAAUGUGGGAAGAGCUUCAAGCACAACUCCACCCUCCUCACCCACCAGCGCAUCCACACUGGGGAACGACCCUACAAGUGUGGGGAAUGUGGGAAGAGCUUCAGGAGCAGCUCCGACCUUCAUACCCACCAGCGCAUACAUACUGGGGCACGUCCCUACACAUGUGGAGAAUGUGGGAAGAGCUUCAUGAACAGCUCCCAUCUCCAUGCUCACCAGCGCAUCCACACCGGGGAACGGCUCUACAAGUGCUUGGAAUGUGGGAAGAGGUUUCACACCAGCUCAACUCUUCUCUUUCAUGAGCAGACACACACGGAUGAGAGGCCCUUCCGCUGCACCGACUGUGGGAAGAGCUUCAACCGGAACUUCACCCUCAUCACCCACCGGCGCAUCCACACCGGGGAGAGGCCCUACAAGUGUGGGGAGUGUGGGAAGAGC